Messenger RNA from Drosophila innubila, 1408 nucleotides. It is a transcript of the gene CstF50, whose product is annotated as cleavage stimulation factor subunit 1. Gene Ontology annotation, cellular component: mRNA cleavage stimulating factor complex. Gene Ontology annotation, biological process: mRNA 3'-end processing. NCBI's taxonomy places the organism in Eukaryota, Metazoa, Arthropoda, Insecta, Diptera, Drosophilidae. Gene Ontology annotation, molecular function: RNA binding; protein binding. The transcript has 3 exons. The record is from RefSeq and is a predicted model, not a curated record. The coding region runs from base 70 to 1344 and encodes 424 amino acids.
ACCCAUUAUCGAUAUAGCUUGUCAACAUUUAUGUUAUCGCCAAUAUUAUUAUAAAGACAAAACAAAAAGAUGCGCGACGAAAUUUUAGAUCCCCACAAUUUGGUUAAGAACCGGGAGAUAUUGUACCGGUUAAUGAUAAGCCAGUUAAUGUACGAUGGCUUGGAGAAAUUCGCAAUGGAACUCUCGAUGCUGGUCAAGGCGGAUCAAUGUGCGCCAAGUGAGCGUCUGCUGCACGUCAUGAUAUCGGGAAUGCAAACCAUGUCCGAGAAGGAUAAGAGCAAUACGGACGACGUGUUGCCCGGCAUUGACCUGGAAUUUGAGCCAGAGGCAUCUGCCUUGGCACCGGAGCCGCAUUCCUAUGAAACAGCAUAUGUGACAUCUCACAAGCAGGCAUGCCGUGCCGGAGCGUUUAGCUUUGAUGGUUCCUUGGUAGCAACCGGCAGUGUCGAUGCGAGUAUUAAAAUUCUGGAUGUGGAGCGCAUGUUGGCCAAGUCGGCGCCAGAGGACAUUGAGCCGGGUCGUGAACAACAGGGUCAUCCAGUCAUACGCACAUUGUAUGAUCACACCGAUGAGGUGUCAUACCUUGAGUUUCAUCCUAAGGAGCACAUUUUAGCGUCGGCUUCUCGUGACGGCACCGUCAAGCUCUUCGACAUUGCCAAGCCAUCUGUAAAGAAGGCCCACAAGGUGCUCACCGACUGCGAGCCGGUGCUGUGUGUGUCGUUCCAUCCUACCGGCGACUACAUUGCCAUUGGUACUGAGCACAAUGUGCUGCGGAUCUAUGAUGUACACACCACGCAGUGCUUUGUCAGCGCUAUUCCAUCGCAGCAGCAUAAGUCGGGAGUUACGUGUGUCAAGUACUCGCCUACAGCCAAGCUAUAUGCGACGGGCAGCUUUGAUGGUGAUAUCAAAAUCUGGGACGGCAUCAGUGGUCGUUGUAUCAACACAAUUGCCGAGGCACACAGUGGUGCCGCCAUCUGUUCCCUGCAGUUCACCCGAAACGGAAAGUAUUUGCUGUCAUCUGGCAUGGACUCUAUUGUUUAUCUGUGGGAGCUAUGCACCAGUCGACCAAUACAAACUUAUACGGGCGCUGGCACCACCGGCAAGCAGGAGCAUCAGGCUGAGGCUGUCUUCAACCAUACCGAAGACUAUGUACUCUUCCCAGACGAAGCAACCACCUCUCUGUGCUCAUGGAACUCUCGUAAUGGAUGUCGUCUGACCCUCAACUCCCUCGGCCACAACGGACCCGUGCGCUAUAUAACUCAUUCACCCAAUGCGCCCGCUUUUCUUACUUGCUCCGAUGAUUUCCGAGCCCGCUUUUGGUAUCGUCGUGCCAAUAAUCAAUAAGCGUCUUUUAAGCUAAGAAAUCUAAUAAAAUUAAACUUUUACAAGAAUGAAUCGCUUUAUUUAA